This is a messenger RNA of Drosophila suzukii, 9570 nucleotides long. RefSeq names its product uro-adherence factor A. Gene Ontology annotation, cellular component: transcription factor TFIIIC complex. Lineage: Eukaryota; Metazoa; Arthropoda; Insecta; Diptera; Drosophilidae. Gene Ontology annotation, biological process: transcription by RNA polymerase III. Gene Ontology annotation, molecular function: protein binding. The record is from RefSeq and is a predicted model, not a curated record.
UCUUUACCUCUAUGCACAUGCUUGAUUCUUUUUAUAAUUUAAAAAAGUGAAAAAUGUCCAGACAAGGGUCUGAAAUAAUGAAAAAAUAGUGUUGGUGAGGAGAAUUACUCCAGGAAAACGAGCUUUAAUUGCUUAUAAAAACCUGGCUAGUGACGGAUAACGGGAAAACGAGAUCAACAAAAGGCGUGCAACCAAUUCAAGUGUGUGAAAGAAUUGUGAUUCCUGUCGUCAUUUUCAUGAAAUAGGUGUUUCAAUCUUACGGGAUAACCAAAUUGUAGCCAAAAUGGAUGAUUCUAAGAGGCAGACUACCAUGGGUCCACCGGCGCCAGUGGCCUCCAGUCCUAAUCAACCAAAUUCUCGUAAUGCCAGUAUGGCCCCUGCUCCACAAGCCACCAGAAAUGCAGCUCCUCCCAAGCGAAUAAUUAAGAAGAUUCAGCUGGAUUUCAACAAGCUAAAGGAAGCGGGACUCGAUAGGCAGUUGGCCGAGGUCCUGAGAAAGCAGAAACUGGAAGCCAAGAAGGUGGACACCCCGUCAUCCAGUAAACCUUCCCCCUCUGCCUCUCCGCAGUCGACGUCGACCGCAGCAGAGAGCAAAUUGCAGUCGCAACAGCAACAAUUGCAUCAGCCUGCUCCGCAACCCCUAGUAAAACGUAUUAUGAUCUCGGAAUUUAUCGAAAAAACGGUGCCGAUCCAGCCGAUCCCAAAUCCGAAGGAUGGCGACCGUUCGAAGCAAGUCAAGGCGCUAUUAAAGAACAGGAUACUUAACAAGGCCAUGGCUAUCGGCACGCAGCCCCAGCAGCCGACAACCUCCAAGGCAGCUUCUAAGUUGCCAACAUCUUCUCCCCAGGGUUCAGCUCCUCGCAGUGUAGGAAUCGCUGCAUCUCCUGCAGCCUUCUCUGUGCCUAUUGCAAAGGCGGACUUGACUGUCCGCCAAAAGCAGCCACCACUGCUGCUCAAUCUUGUGAAUCAACUGCCCAAACAUCGAGACUUGUGCGGAUCGAGUAACAAGCCGCUGAUGAAUCAGAAAUCUACUCCUGAACAGCAGCCUGCACAGUUUUCAAUCCAGGAAGUUUCACAAAGUCCCCAAAGGAUCCCGGUAGAGCAACCGCCGCAUUAUUCCUCUCAACUUCCUCCCCAACAUCAUUCGUAUCAGCCACCUCCACAAGUUUCGAUAGCUCAAUCAGCUACUGCAGUUCCCAUACGACUCCACAAAAGCCCUUCACCACCACUGAUUGUGCUAGAGAACAAGGUGUUGGCACCCAACGAGAAGAUUGAUUUGAGUGGGCUGCGACUGCCAAAUGCUCCAGUGACAACCACUGUGAUACAGGUGAAAUCUACCGAAACACCCGUUCAACCCACUAUCCAAUCCAAAAAGAUCAGGGGCAAGGUUAUUAUGAACGCCAAUAAGCUAAAAGUAUCGAAGGAGAAGCUGGCCGAGAUGGCUAAAGAGAUUCGUAAUCAGGCGGAGCAGGUUAAACUCCCGCAAACACUGAAGCCACUUAAUUCAAAGGACUUUUCUCCUCCAAUUGAAACGUCUUUUGCCAUUAACUCAAUACUUCAAAGAAAACAUACUCCACUGUUUGCUCCACAAACUGUUGAGGAAAACACCGUUCCAGUACAUAGUGCUGGUUUAAAUAAAAUCAGCGAAUUGUCACCUUGUACUGGUUCAAAUCUUCGAUCAAAGCCAUUACCUGCAGAUAUUUCACCUCUUCAAUCAAAUCCAAUACCGGCAGAUAUUUCACCUCUUCAAUCAUAUGCAACUACAGUUGCAAAGGACCAUCCUGAAGAGGAGUCAAGAGACUUGCCAGUGUAUAUCCCAUCAGCUCCUGAGCCUGAACAGUUGCCUGGAUCUGUAUCUGAGACAUCAAGCACGCUUCUUCUUGCUACAUCUGAACCAAAAGAAUAUUGUAAAGAGAUGGCUAAUAAAUCAAGCCCGAUCAAACACGCAGGGUGCAUUUCAUCAACUUUGGAAACGGAAGAAGUGAACACAGUUCCAAACCCUCUUGAUUUCCCUGUAUAUAUUCCCCCAACACCGGAGCGGACAGAACCAGCCUCGGCCUCUUCUGAAGCAAUACAAUAUCCUGAAAAAAAAACUUUGGAAUAUAUUUCUUUGACCCCGCAAAUAGGAGAAUCUACAGAUGGGGCAAACGCAGCAUCUGUCGCUGUUGUCUUGCCCGAACCAGAAAACUUGCAGGGGGAUGUGUCCAUGGAACCUAGUUAUCUUGACUUGCCAGUCUGUAUUCCUUCGACUUAUGAAACGAAGGAGUUAACCGAAAAAGAAUCUUCAGAACUUAGCCAUCCCGACUUGCCUCCUUAUGUUCCUUCAGCUUCAAAACUAGAUGAACUUCCUGUAAGGCCUACUACGCAGCCAAGCGCUUCGAAUUGUUCAGCGCCCACUUCACCAGUGUGUAACAUCAAGUCCAAUUCUCAGGUGGCUUCAUCACCAGUGCAAAAAGUCCAGUCCGCAGUGGAUUUUAUAGCCCAACUGACUGCAGAGAAAGAUCUAGACGAAAGCAGCUUCAUGGAACUUUCGCCGGAGGAACAAAGAUUAAACGCUCUUUUUGGAGGAGGUAGUUGUUCCUUUACUGGUGCGUCGCCCGCCAAGAAGUCUCCCCAGCCUGAAAACGAUUUUACUGGAGUGUCGCCCGUUAAGGAGUCUCCCCAGCUUGAGGACGAUUUGCCUAUUGGAAAGAUUGUCAAAUUGGAUGAUAUGAAUAUACUGCACGCUACUUUAGAUGUAAACAGUACAAACAUUCUACGCAUCAGUCCAAAUGCGAUGAUGAUGCAAAGCAGUGUGGCCACCAUGGAUAUGUCAUUGCUGGAUGUAGAAGGUGUUGCAGAUUCAGUUCCGGAGGAGACAAAUGUGCAAGUCAACUUACCAAAUCCUCCCGGUAAGAUUGAAACUGAAUCAAGAACUCUUGAUGAAGCCAAAGAGGAAACAGCUAAUCUAGACUUACCCUCAACAGUGGCAGGAGAACCUGAAAAGUUAAAAGAUUCUGUAGGGCCUUUGGAGGAGAUCAAGUCAGUUUCCGAUCCAGAGCCAGUAAAGGAGACCAUGCCCGUAAAAAGGGCAUCUAUCAGAUCCAAAAAAGCAAAAAUUAAUUUAGUGCAACGUACGAAAAGACCAAGCAUCCCAAAGCCCUUUGAAGCAAAGAAGACAAAGCUAGAAUUUGAGGAGGACGAUGAGCAGACGACGGCUAACGAUCACGGCUUGCUGGAGGACCGUUACGGAGUCGCAGCAAUCGAGGUAAUAGUCAAUUCUGAUAGCCUUAGCUCAGACAAAGUAAAUCUUAAUUUAUCUAGUGCUAAAAACAAUUCAAAGGUGCCAGCAGAUGAAGAAGAAGUCAUUGAGUCCCGAGUAGAAGUUGCUAGUCCACAUGAAGAAGAUUCUGCAAAUAUUCCACCCGAAGAAGAGGAAGUCGAAAAAACAAUAAUGAAUAUCCACGAAGAACAAAAAAUUACAACCAAAUCAUCCACUGAACGAGAUCUAACCCAAUUGUAUCAUCCACCUAAAAUGCCCAAAAGUAAAGCCAGUACAAAGAGCAGUAGUCAUGAGGCCCUUGAGGAUUCACAACCCGCAACAUCAAAAAGUAUUGUCUCCCUAAUAGAAGUCCUCUCACAGGAUCCACCUAUGCCCCAAGGCGAGGCUCAAUUGCCAUUUAGCAAGGAGUCCAGCGAGUUAGAUUCCAGUGCCUAUAGCUCGCCUAAUGUCACAGGAGUACGAAAUUUACUUGGGCACUUGACCGCCGAAAAGGUGAUUCCCCAAAUCAAGAAGUUAUCGCCAACACCUAAAUUAGAAGAACCAACAAAACCAGUACCCCGCAAAAAACUUGUCAAAACGCGACCUGUUCUCAGCAAAAGAUCCUCAAAAGUGUCGCAGAAAAAUGCACAAGAAAAGCUAAAUCAUUUUGAAUUUCUCCAUCCAGUUAGUGCAAAUGUGGGUGGUCGCAUACCCACUUCCAGCACAAGUGAUGAUGAUGGUUCCAUAUUUCUGGGCUUCGAUGACAAAGAAGAAAAGCGUUCCAAAACUCCUGUACGAAGCAAGCGAGUUAAACAAAUGAAGAUCAACGAAACGGACAUAAGCGAUGACGCAACUCCCGAUUACGACGAGACUGAGGAGGAGCAGCAGUCUGCAGAGAAACGUGGACCAGUUAAGACUUCCGAGGUUGAUACCCAGUAUACUUUCAAAAAGCAUACCAUAGUAGAACCAUUUUCCGAUGAUUCAAAUAGCAGUUAUGGUGCUCCUACAAGUCCAAUGGAUUUUGGGGAUAACGUUUCAACGGAUGGAAACCAAAGGUGUGACGAAUUUCCAACAAGGCAAGCAACUACGUGGGAUGAACUAGUAAAUGAAAAAUCUACUGAAGUAUGUAUUGAUGAUGGGGCAGCCGCUGUCGGAUCAAUUAUACCUACCGUAGAUGAUUCGAGAAUUGAAGAUACUCCCAAAACUGAUUUGGAGACCAAUUCAUCUAGCAAUAUUCAUAAAGAGUCACUUUUGGAUCCUUCGAAUGAAGACACGGAACAAAAAACUCAUACUGCUAUAGAGGAAAAGCAGCCACGAGCUUUGAUAAACGAAAAUGAUUUAUCAAUAACUGACAGUAAACCACGGAGGAGUAGGAGAAGGUCAUUUAAAUCAAUUGUAAUUGCUGGUAUAGGAACUCCAAGAGAAGCUUCUACAAGUAAAGAAAGUUUAACUAAUAUUAGAACCACGAAAAAACGACAGACGCAAAGUCGUUCAAAAUCUCCAGCAUCCUUAGAAAACACAGAGGUAAAAGAAAUCUUUGAAGAAGUUAAUGCGUCUGAAAAUAUAAAUGUACCUUCACCGCCAGCUGAAAUUUUGAAGCAUGUGGAAAAUACAGAUUCAAAGGAAAAGCUGGAAGAACAAGAAAUCAUUAAGGGUUCUGGUAAUACUAUAAAGUCUAGGGCAAAACGGAAGUCUCGAAGUAGUUCUAAAGAAUUUACUGCACCCCAAGCAAUGAAAUGUACGGAGCAACUUUCUGAAACAAGUGCUGAGAAAAAAGUGGAAGAAAUUAAAGCACCCGAGGAAAGACAUGAAGUAGUGAAGGCUCCUGAUAUACAUCCUUCGCCGACAGCAGAGAAUAUGGGAAACAAAGAUUCUAUACAAACUCAGGAUGAAGAAAAAACCAUUGAAAAACCAGAAAAAUCAAGAGGAAAAAGGAAAUCUCGGUGUAUUGCGCCAAAAAUAAAAGCUACUCAAACUGAGUCGGUGGCAAAUCCAGAGCUCAAUUCAGAAAAUAAGGAUGCUUCUACUGGUGAUACAGAAAAACUUAAAGCACCAAAGGAAACCCUGUCCGAUAUGAAAUCUCCUGAGAAAGAUUUACCUCCAGCAACAGCAGAAAAUACAAGUUCAGUGGAAAAGUCGAAAGACCAAAAUUCGCUUGAGGAGCCACAAACAUCUAAAAAAUCAAAAGGAAAACGAAAAUCCCGCUCCACUACACCUAAAUCUAAAGUCCCACCCGUGAUUCAACCCGAACCAGUUGCAAAUCCCGAACUUCUAUCUGAGAAUGCCAGUUCUAGGAAGGAAGGGGAUACAAAGCGGAAAACUCGGAGUAAAACGCCAAAGCUACAAGUUCCAUUAGUUACCGUACCUUCUGUUACCGAAAAUGAACCAGUUAAAGGUUCAGAGGAAGCGAAUGAAGCGGAUAGUUCCCAAAGACCAAAGAGAAAAAGACAGUCCCGUUCUAGUAAAGUUGCGCCAGUUUUAAUAACUCCCACAGUUUCUGAGCCUAAAAAGGUUACCGAUACUGUUAAUCAAGAUUCAGAGAAUGCGACGACCACAGUUAUAGCUUCCGAGGAACCAAAAGAAAAUGUCAAUCCGAGGGGAAGCCGAAAAUCUCGAAGUAAAUCGCCAAAAUUAGUUCCCCAUGUUGCCCAUACUGAAGACGUUGAAGCAACGGAGGAAAACACUUUGAAUACGGAUUUACAAGAGAAACUGGACGAAGUUAAAGCUCCCGAAGAACCGAACCAGGCAACAAAUGCUGUAAAAACAAAGAAAAAACGCCAAUCCCGAAGCAGGACACCGAAAGUAACAGUUCCACCAGUUCCUGAAGUCAAUCCGCCUCCAAAACCAGAAGAAACACUUACAGAUGAACUUAUCCAGCCGACAACAUCUAAAAAGUCAAGGGGAAAGAGAUCCACUAUCAAUUCAAAGGCAUUACCUCCAGCAGAAACUCAGCCGGCAGUGAUGUCUAUACCACCAGCUGAACCUCACCCAGUGGAAGCCGAUUCUUUGGUGGCGCGGGUUAAUCGGAAGACUCCAUCUCGUUACGGUUCAGUCCCACCAGACACUCCCAUCUCAUCAGUUAGUGCCUCCGAAGAAAAUGCAAUUCCCGAGUCUGCUCCUAGGAAGGGCAGAAGAAGUAAUGCAGCUACCACACCAGUGCUAGCAUCAACUCCGAAGUCGCGGAAAUGCAGCACCUCAAAUUUAAGCACGAUGAAUUCACCCAUAUGUGAAGAGCUAAAGGUUCCAUCAAAAAGGGGAAGAAAGCGCGCUGAACCUUCUGAUUUGGAUUCGGAGUCAACCAAGAAACAGAAGACUGAAGAGAGUUCGGAAACCGUAAGCGUAUCGGACUUUAAUCUACGGCUGCUGCUCAUAAGGAAGCGAGAACAGUUGGACUCGGAAGAAAUCUUAACAGAAGAUGGUAAGGGUGAGGGUCCUCUGCAAUGUGGUUUAUGUUUGGCCCGCAGCGAUAAAAACAAUUGGCUUCGCCAUCUAGGAGAGCAUUAUGGAGUGGGUUGGUUUGUGGGAGAAUCACCCAAGAAAAUCACGCGUACUUCCGUGAUGAAUAUGAUGAAGAAUUAUCUCCAGAAUAGCGGCGAAAAGCUAAAAUGUCGACUAUGCAAUCACCAACUGGGAUCUUACCUGGGCAUGAUGCUUCACCUGGAGGGUUGUGGCAAUAAGCAGCGCCUGCAGUGCGAUUUCUGCCAACGCUCUUAUACCAAACUCUCACUACCGAGCCAUAUACGAACCUGUCCAAAACGCCACGCGUCCCGGAAUGAUGAAGAUUCGGAGCCUGCGGAGGGAAAUGUUGGUGAACCGGUGUACAGCAAUGCGGGCCGUGCCAAACGGAAAUCUACCAUCAAGGCUGAAACCAAAUUAAAGAAAAUAGGAGAGCACCUGACUUUGCAUAAGCCGGGGGAAGAGAGUUCCGCCAAAAACGAUUUCGAUGGCGAUUCCUCGGACUACGAUAUGACCAAGGAUAAGGAGUCGUCUGAGGAAUAUGAUUCGGAAGGAGUUGACUCCAAUGAGGACUCCUUAAGCUCCGAGGAUGAGGGCAGCCUGGGUGAAAACUCUUCCACAACCAAACGAAAGAAAUCAAGCAGACGUGGAGACAUUGACAGGAAGAGGACGUUUAAACGGGCAGUUAAUCUGGGAGAAUGUCAGCAGAAGCCUUUACUCUCACGAUAUCACCACUUGGAGGCUAGGGCGACUCAUAAAUGGAACGAAUUUGUGCACCUCAAUUAUAACGCUGAUGGGUUGUUCACCCAACUGCUGCCAAGCUUUGCGAAGGUUUCUCCACAGGCGGCUAAUGCUUUGCUGCCCUCUAAGGAGACGGCAUCCAUGCGCUAUGCGUAUGGUAAAAUAACCAACGAUGACGAAUGGAAGCAAUUGACACCGUUUGAGGGCUUCAACAAAGAAGGUGAAUAUGUGGGCUAUCUGGGGCAGUCUAUUAAACAACUCGCAUGGGUGCCGCUACCACCGAAAGUUACGAAUCAGUAUUUGCUUUGCUCCCUGCGUCCAAAGAUGAAAUCCUUUGCAAGGCAUACCAAAUUAAAGGAUGAAGAUGCCCUCUUGAUGCUGCUGAAAUGCACGGUUUCUGCCGGCAAACAGACGAACAAAUCAUGGACCAUUCGGCCGGAGCUUCAUUAUGGAAUUCGUGUGCCCCAUGGGCCAGUCAACAGUUUCUGCUUUUUGCCCAGUGGGGGUUAUGAUACAACAUCGUAUCGUUUGGGUCUUUUGGCUGUGGCGAAUUCCUUGAGUGAUGUCUGCAUUUAUGCACUGCCUUUGGAGCUGGAAAAAGAUGAGAACGCAGAGGACAAAGUUGUAAUUCAACCCAAAGCCUUGAUUAUACUCAGUUUGGAUGUGAACAAUCCUGUUCAGGAUCAGUGCACCAAAAUUUGUUGGUCGCAGUCUUUGGGACACAAUUUCAUAGCUACGGGCUAUAGCAGUGGCUACAUUGCGUUUUGGGACAUAAGCGUGGAAGACAAUAUCAAUUGUAUUAUCCGGAACAAUCAGACCUACUUUGUGCCUGUGCAUUUCUUUUACAUAGGCGAGCGGAAUAUCCAAUUUAUGGAUUUUCAUUACGACAAUAAUGGACCGCGUUGGCUUGCAGUUGGCACUUCAAUACGUCAAUUAAAAAUCUAUGAUAUUGCGAACUGGUCGAAACCUUUCAUACUGACACAAGACCCUAUCUGCAAUCUAUACAUGGCUACUUUAACCUGGUCUCCCAUUUGGGAAACACUAGUCGUCAGCAGCUCACACUUCAGUCGUUCGAUAGCAGUUAGUGUGUCGGGAAUACAAUUCGAGCACAGGACCCUUGAUGGAACACUGACGACAAUACGUGACAUGCACUCGAAUUGUCAGCAAAAUCACAUGGUGUUCGUAACGGACAACGGUGACCUAGUGUUCCUGGAUGUGCGAGACCUCAACUGUGGUCCUGCACUGCUAAAGUCCGCGGUCAACACAAGAGCUGUAUCCACUACCGAGCUGCAUCAUCUUGGCGAGACUUCUCCUAAGCCCAAGGAUCCCAUCAGUGCAGAGGAGUUUAUCCGGGACUAUGGUGUUCAAAUCAAUCCGCUGGUGCCUGAGCCCCAUAGUCGAAAAUCCGCAUACCUGAGCGCUCAGCGUCGACCACAAAACUUACACUCCCUGGCCCUGACUAGAUCCAAUUGCGUUCGUUGCAAUUGGAAUUCGCCUGCCCACACUUGGGUGGCCAUUGGCGCAGAACACGGCAUGUUGCGAAUCCUCAACUUCGAGCGGGACAAAUUCUUCUAAAGGAUUUCUCCCAGACUUUUCUCUGGCAACUUGAACAAGCAUCAUCUGAGAUUAUAAAUUAUUGUUUUACCAUAUAAGGUUAUUAGUUAUAGAACUCGUCUUAGGACAGUUAAAUUAUAAUCUAAAAUUGUUUAUAUAUAAUUUAUUUAUAGGUGUUGUAAAAAUAUAUAUAUUAUAUAUUUUAUAUGGAGUUAUUGUAGUUUAUAUCGAAAUAUACUUGCUUUGCAAACAAAGAUUACAACUUGUAAUAACUACUUUUUAAUGGAUUGUAAAACUAUAAAAUUCGAAUGGUAACUCGGAUCAACAUUUUAAAGGCUUCCCAAGAAAUAAAACACGAUCACUUACAACAUAUUAAAUAUAUUGAUAUAUUUGUUACUUUUAUCGGUAUUUUUAAUUUUCCGUAAAUACUAUAUGCAAGUUUAACAAUGAUAGACGGGGAUUUCUUUUUAGCUUUCAGCGAUUAUAAAAUCAAAUUCAAAUAUCGGAUGUAAAAUUAUUAUAUAUAAUGGUAUAUCUCGUUUUUAUUAAAUAAAAUGUAAACAUCUCCCUCUUUCUAA